Malassezia pachydermatis is the source of this 1854-nucleotide messenger RNA. Its product is annotated as dimethylguanosine trna methyltransferase. Gene Ontology annotation, cellular component: nucleus. Gene Ontology annotation, molecular function: RNA binding. The coding region runs from base 1 to 1854 and encodes 617 amino acids. The transcript is spliced from 3 exons. The record is from RefSeq and is a predicted model, not a curated record. NCBI's taxonomy places the organism in Eukaryota, Fungi, Basidiomycota, Malasseziomycetes, Malasseziales, Malasseziaceae. Gene Ontology annotation, biological process: tRNA N2-guanine methylation.
AUGGCGCCGCAACCGAUCUUGCUGAGCCCAAGCGCUGUGGCAAAGCAUGGUAUCAAAAUCCGCGCGAACGAAUCCGCGUUCCGUGAGAACAGCGCGACGAUUGUGAUGCCGUCGAAGGAGGCUGCCUUUCUCAACCCUGUCCAGGAGUUCAACCGUGACCUGAGCACGAUCGCGAUCAUUACGUGGAGUAAGAUACUGGACUGCGAGAAGCGUCAACGUUUCGACGCGCGUAUGAAGGCCCGCAGCAAGCGCAGCAAAACGUCGGAACCAGACGCUAAGCGACUCAAGACAGACCAAGAUGAGGCACCUCGGGAGUAUCAGCCGUACAAAUUCAAGGCGCUAGAAGCGCUUAGUGCUACAGGCCUGCGCAGUAUUCGAUACGCCAAGGAAAUCCCGCUGCUAGGUUCCGUCCUCGCCAACGAUCUCUCCGCCACCGCUGUGCAAGCACUGCGACGGAACCUGGCGCUCAAUUUCCCCCCUGAUCGCCCCCUCGAGGAAUGGGCGCCUCUCCAGGCACACGAGGAGAAAGAGGAAACGCCAGCGCAGGAGGAAGAGAAGCAUGACGUUCACGCUAUGGACGCCGAGGAACCGCCAUCGAUGAAGAUUCAUCCUGAGUGCAAGGUCCAUGUGAACCAGGGCGACGCGAUUACCCUCAUGUAUAACCACCGUGACUUGCCGCUGCGUUUCGAUAUGGUCGAUCUGGACCCCUACGGCACAGCAUCACCGUUCCUCGAUGCGGCGGUGCAAAGCGUGAUAGAUGGCGGGCUGCUGUGUGUCACUUGCACAGACUUGGCUGUGUUGGCCGGCCACAACUACCCGGAAAAGUGCUGGUCGCUGUAUGGCGGUGUGAGUAUCAAGGCAGAAUAUAGCCACGAAGCGGCCUUGCGUCUCGUCCUGCAUGCCAUUGCCUCAGCGGCGGGUAAGUAUGGCCGCUACAUCCAGCCGAUGCUCUCGUUGUCGAUCGACUUUUACCUGCGUGUAUUUGUGCGUGUGUGGUCACGCCCUGAGACGGUGAAGCAGAACGCGUCCAAGACAGGCCUGGUGUACACUUGCUCGAAAUGCAGUGCCUUCCACGUACAGCCGAUGGGUCGUGGUACUGCUUCGACCAAUGCCAAGACCGGCCACGCCAUGUGGAAGUUUGGCUCGGCUUCGGGUCCGCCCACUGAUACCCACUGUGCUGAAUGUGGCGGCUCCUUCCACGUCGGCGGACCGAUGUGGUUUGGUCCCUUGCACGACAAGACAUUCUGCAAUGAGCUGCUAGCUACGCUGGAUAGCGGCAUGCACUCUGUGCAUACCGAGCCGCGCAUUCGCGGUAUGGUUACCACGGCGCGAGACGAAUUGGAUGUGCCUUUCUAUUUCCACCCAGCGAAGGUCGCUGGCCUGUUCCACUGCGCUAGUCCGUCCAUGUCGGAUGUCCUUAGCAACGGUCUUCUCAAUGCUGGUUUCCGUGUAUCUCGAUCUCACUGUAUUCCAGGGUCGGUCAAGACGGAUGCGACGCGAGCUGAUGUCUACGAUUUGUACCGUACAUGGAUUCGCACGCAUCCCGUGAAUCCGGAGCGGCUGAAGGAGGGAUCGUCAGCCAAGGGCCUGCUUUCGCGCGUCGAUGACGAUGGUAUGCCUAUGACGCGACGCGACUAUGACUUGGCCACAGAGCACCCAGAGACCAACAAGGUGAUCCAAGGCGCGCAGACAGAGAGCAAAGCGGUGCGCUACCAAAUGAAUCCCCAAGCCAACUGGGGCCCCGGUACUGCUGCCAAGGGCCACAGGAAACGCGUCCACCGCAGCUUGGCGCCUGAAGAAAUCGCACGACGCACGCAGGAAUGGCGUGAGAAGAAGAACGAGGAUACUGCCUAA